GAGAGGCGCUUGGGCAACAGCUCCCAUGGCCCGCCGACGGAGGCCGAGGCACGGAAACUCUACGUGGUCCUUCGGAAUGCGACGGAGCCAGAUUCGACGAAGCUGAAGAAUACCUUCUGCGCCUGGCAGAUUGCCCAGAGCAUUCUCUUUGCGAUGAGGGCCGGCCCCGUCAUCGAGAUCUCCACGAAGCUCUGCCCGCCUCCGAGGGGUGGAGAGGCGGCCUGUUCCCAGGUAAUCAAUGAAAUCAUGCUCAUGUUCUGGAACGUCGGGAAGUUCAUUGCUGCGGCUGCAACGAAUUGCAUCGCUGGGCUGAAUGUGGCUGCCGGCUGCGCCCUGGGCAGCCUCAACCUCGUCUCUGCCUUCUCUGCCACGGGCAGCGUGACAUCGGCCCUUGCAAUGCGCGUCUGCACCGACCUUCGAGGACGCAAGAGGAAUAUCACCGAGCAACGGAUCAACCGAGACUGGGUACCUGUUACGAAACUGAAUCCGUUUAAGCUGGGUACCGUUAAAGGAAGUUCGGGAGAUCAAGCUACACGAGGAAAAUCAUGUACUCAUUGA
This is a messenger RNA of Symbiodinium sp. CCMP2456, 558 nucleotides long. The record is from the annotation of a GenBank genome assembly. NCBI's taxonomy places the organism in Eukaryota, Dinophyceae, Suessiales, Symbiodiniaceae.